Molecule: messenger RNA, 2109 nt
Organism: Trypanosoma brucei brucei TREU927
Lineage: Eukaryota; Euglenozoa; Kinetoplastea; Trypanosomatida; Trypanosomatidae
Exons: 1
Coding region: 1-2109 (702 amino acids)
Source: RefSeq, a predicted model, not a curated record
AUGGGAAGAAAUAAGUCCCAUGCGCCGUACCUUGGGGUAUUAGAAGAUGGCCUCAACACAUUACAGCGCAUACAACAGUGGGGAGCUGCCGCAGAGCUGUUAUACACCCCGAACAGCCUUGUGAGCAGCCCACAGAGCUCGAACGAACCGCACGCAUUAACUGUGGCCCGUCAAAUCGCUACCAUCAUGGCGCGACUGAAUGAAUUGUGUAGACGUGAAGCAGAGGUGCUCCUAACGCCCCGAUUGGCUCUUCUAGAACUGGCGGACGUUAUCCGUCACGGUCUUGUCUCCUUUCACCAAGAGGGUUUUAAUGGCCAAUUAGGCAAUGCCGAGGUGCUGGCCAAGUACGUCGCCCAUCGUACAGCUCCGCAGUGUGGCGUAAUAGAAGGGUUACAUGUUAUCACAUGGGUGAGCGUGAAACUACGCAUAGAGUUGUUUAUUGAGCAACUACGCAAACGGGUUGAUGGGGAACUUGCAGCAGCGGAGGGUGGGGGCAGCCGCACUGAGCAGCAACUGUCUGCAUUGCGCACCACACAGCUGCUGUUCAAUGACUUUGAAUCACUUUACGACAAUCUCCUUGUUACUUUUCCGUGCGUUCAGUAUGCGGACACAAUCCCUGAGGUGGGUGCGCAGCUGAUGCCAAUCCUCUUGAAACAAUACUAUCAAAUUGCAGAGUGGGUGGAGCUGGUAGAGUCCAACAACGCGCUCCCUCCCUUAACCGAGACGAGAGUGCAGUCCGUUGACGCGGAAUCUUCAUCCUUCGUGGUACGCCGUCAAAACCCAGAGGCACCUUUGGGUCUCGUCUUCAAUGAAUGUGGCCGCAUAGUUGAAAUAGAUCCUUCCGUCCGCAGUGCAUCGGCAUCUGGGGAAGAGCUGCAUCGGCUCCUGCGGUGCAGCGAAAAGGGGGCAGUGGUAGUCGCAGUCAAUGGAAAACCAAUACCGCGCUCCCCACCGAGCAAACCAUCAAAGGUGCUGGAAAUGGUUCACGAUGCCGUGAAGAAGAACAAGCGGGUUGUCGUGAAAGUGGCCAAGGAGCUAUUUAAACAACCAAAAGUUCAUCAGUUAGCGUUUAUAAUGCCAAACCAGGGAGGUGAAGGCUCUUCCGGCCAGCGCGCCACACUAGUGCUUCACCGUAGUGACCGGCUCACUCCUUGGGGUUGCCAAUUUGAUCAAGACUUAAUUAUAAACAAGAUCCCCAGGCGGGAAUUAUCCGAGGAUGCUAAGAAUUUCUUCACAGAGUACAGUGACCGAGUGAGCAUCACGGCUGUGAACGGUGUUGAAGUGACGACGGUGGCUCAGGCGCAAGCGCUUUGCUCUGACACAGAGACUGCGGUAUUAAGCCUUGUGGUCGUUACACCUGCAAUGGCCCAGCAGCGAAAGAACCGCACCACGAGACAGGACACGUCGGUAACCUUGACCCCACAACAGAUUGAACAGCUUCAAGAGACGCCGCUAGUUCCUGAACAGAAAACUCUACCUCCUCUGAAUCAAGCCCCGGCGGAAUUGUUGGAAAGCGACAGUGUCGUUGAUGGCAAUCUCGAUGCAGCUCUGCUCUCAACCUCUAUGGAAGACACCGGUGAGGUGGAGGAUGUAACCCAUGAACCCCAUUCACAGGUGGAGGAAGUGGACAUGAACACGUAUCAGCGCGUGGCAAUUGAUGUACACCACGGGGAAGAUUUGGAACAGGAAGAGCGGCAGAAACAACAGCACCUGGAGAGUGAAAGGCAUCUCGAACCAUCAGGCUUAGAAGGGUCAACGGAUGCAGAUGCUCCAGGUCCACUCGUUUUUCCCAACGAUGUUGCCAUCGAUCUGCUUACUCCGUCAGAGAUGGUAAUCCGGCGGCCAUCCACAGAAGAUAGAUGGGGUCUCGUGCUUAACAAAAUUGGAACAAGCUCAGGGGAUGCACUGCGUGUCUUACAGCUUCCGGAGCUCCCGCCAAAGGGCGACACUAGGCGAAAGCAUCCGUUUUACAAGACGUUCAAAAAUCCAUCCGUACCGACGGAGUGGCGCAUCGAGAGCGUCAACAACACGCCAGUUUCAAAGGCAGCAGACAUACUUGAAAUAAUGCGAAAAUCUCUCAAGCUGAGUAUUAAGUUUUUCAAGCUUUGA